This is a messenger RNA of Scleropages formosus (Asian bonytongue), 2973 nucleotides long. RefSeq names its product eukaryotic translation initiation factor 5A-1. Gene Ontology annotation, molecular function: translation elongation factor activity; ribosome binding; RNA binding. The record is from RefSeq and is a predicted model, not a curated record. Gene Ontology annotation, biological process: positive regulation of translational termination; positive regulation of translational elongation. Bases 381 to 848 code for a protein of 155 amino acids. Lineage: Eukaryota; Metazoa; Chordata; Actinopteri; Osteoglossiformes; Osteoglossidae. The transcript has 6 exons.
GCCUGCGCAGUCGGACAGCUGUCAGCGCGACGGGAUUCCUGCCUCUCUGCCUCUCGGGGUCUGGGGCGAAGUGGACGUGCGCGAAGGGGACGGGGCGCUUUGCACGGUGUGGCCUCGCGGAAAGCUCGGUCUCGCGGCGGUCCUCCUCGCGCUGCAUACAGGGAAACAGGACAGGAGAACGGAGACAGGAGGAGAAGGGAAGGGAAGACAUUGUGAAGGAAAGAAGGACAGACCGCAGCGAGGAGGCAGGACGGCGGAGACGGAAAGAGAGAAAAUAAAAACAUAAUUAUAGAGAGAGUGAGAGAAGGUGGAAGUGAAGGGGUGCAGAGAGAGUGGAAUAGACACACACUGGUAGAGGGAAGGCGUGCGCACGAGCAGUCAUGGCAGAUGCAGACUUGGACUUUCAAACGGGCGACGCCGGGGCGUCUGCCACCUUUCCCAUGCAGUGCUCCGCCCUGCGCAAGAACGGAUUCGUCGUGCUGAAGGGACGACCCUGCAAGAUUGUGGAGAUGUCCACCUCCAAGACCGGCAAGCACGGCCAUGCCAAGGUCCACUUGGUUGGAAUAGAUAUCUUCUCUGGGAAGAAGUAUGAGGACAUCUGUCCCUCCACACACAACAUGGAUGUCCCCAACAUCAAGAGGAUGGACUACCAGCUCAUUGGGAUCCAGGAUGGGUACCUGUCCCUGCUCCAGGACAGUGGUGAGGUGAGAGAGGACCUCAAGAUGCCAGAAGGUGACUUGGGCAAGGAGAUCGAGAGCAAGUUUGAGGCUGGAGAGGAGAUCUUGAUCACUGUCCUGUCUGCUAUGAACGAGGAAUGUGCAGUAGCUAUCAAAGCCAUGGCUAAGUAAAGUGGCACAGGUGUUGGUGAGAUGUUCUGGACCCAGUUAAAGGACAGAAUAAGACCUCAGCAUUGCAAUCCUCUGGCUCUUCUUCCUUUUCUCGUAAUCUCAUUCUCCUUCUCUCGCUCUCUCUCGCACUCCCUUUACCUUCUUCCUUUUUCUCCUAGAAAAAUUAGGAAAUGAAUAUGAAACGAAAUUGGACAGUGUAAACGGAAAAUAUGUACGAAACAUCUGCAAAUGUAUAUAACGGAACAGAGGUGGAUAUUGUCAUAGCUUGCCACAUGGCAGUCAUAAUCAGCCCUUCUCGGCUGUUUGUUUUCCCUUAUGACAACAGAGUGACUUUUCUGUACUGAUUUUAAGGGCUUUUGUAUCUAACAUCAUCCUGUUUUCAUCAAGUCUCUUAAGUGUGUUACUAAAAGUUGUCCCCCCCCCCCCCCCUCACUUUUAGUUCUGUGUCCAGCCCACUUGUGAUCUAUUGUGAUCUAGGCCUUGCCAGUAUGAAAGAAAAGUUUUAAGUGGGGUAAUAAAGGGGUAAUUUGUCCCACUAGCAGUUCUUACAGUGAAAAGCUGAAGCUCCACUAUACAUUGUUAAUGUCAAACACCGGUUUUUCUCCUCUUUUGGUUCUGUUUAAAAACACAUUUCUAGAUUUUUUGUAUAACUACUAGAUGCAAAGCAUACAAACAGAUUGUCAAAUAUCGGAAAAUAGCAUUUUAUUUUAUUUUUUUAAUCUUUCACUCCAGCUAUGAAGCAUUAUUUAUCAAGACUGUGUGUUAAAUAAUGCCAGAAACUGUCAAUAGAAGUUGUUCCCCUCACAUACACCAUCUAGAACCCCUCCAACAGCAGCUUGGGACAGGAGUGGUGACAGAUUCACCAGGUAUUGCUAUGUUACUCACUAAUUAUGUAAAAGGUGGAAAUGGAAAAAUACUUAGUUCUAGCAUUGCAGGAAAGUUUGCUAUUUGUUUUUAAUUUCCUUAUGUAACUUCAAAGGUUCUCAUUGACCUUCAGGCUGCCGUGCAAAUAUAAUUUUAACACAGUGAAACUUCACCGUCGGCAGUCUUGCUUCACAGAAACUGUAGCAGUUACACGGGAACCAUAGUGAAACUAAAACAUGUGAUUUUACAUACCUUCCUGUCCCUCCGAUUACUGCUGUAAAAGUAGGAAAAGGGCUGGGUUUGGAAUUAGCCGCUCGUUGCGCAUUGAUGUCUUGCUAUCAUGUGAUGUUGCCGCAGGGGUGGGAAUGGCGUGACAACGUGCACAUUUUGUGUAGAGUGCAGAUCUGAUGCAGCACAAGAGCUGCACAGGAUAUUAAAGAUAUCCUGUGGGAAAAAGUUAUUUACCCUGCAGAUUUUUCUGAGACACAUCAGUUAGUUUUUAUUGAAGUGGCUGAGAUUUUACUGAUAUUGUAGAUAAUCCACAGAUAUAGAUUUUGAGUUUUCUGAUCCCCCAAACAUUCCCCAUAAAUUAAUUUUAAAACAUUAAAAAAAAAAAAAAACAUUUUGAGAUGUCAACCUCUGGGUCAUCUAAAUUAUUUAUUACAUAUUUAUGUUCAUAUUUAUUUAUUAGACAGGAAUGCAGGUGGUUUACACAAUUGGGGGCUGCACUACAGCAGGCCUUCUCCGUCACAGAACUCCCUCUGCUGACAUUUGAUUAGCUUCAUUAUUAAAAUGCCUUUAGUGUUGCCCCCCCAAACCCAAAUUUAACUUGGGGCAUCAAAUGCAUCAACAAACACAUUUGAAACAGGCGCUGAAACAACACAGCAGACAAAAGCGGAGUGGGAGGGAGACUACUAGAGCUGCAGCAGCCUGCUGUUUCAACAGCCACCCCCUGCUCUGAGUGUUUGCGCCACCUGUAGAAGUUUUCCACUCAUCUUUUAGUACUUUCAGUAUCUAUUGUAGAAAACUGAAUGGGUAGGAUUUUUUUUUUUUUUUUUAAGUGGCUGUUGCUCAUGUCAUCUUGGAAAUAAACAGGAAAAAAAUUGGGGAGAGAAAAGCUUCCAUAAUCCAUCCCUUCAGUGUUUUUGUUUUUCACUGUGGAAUCAAAUGUUAAACCUUUUUCUGUUCUGUUAAAUUCUGCUGUUUCAGAAAGGUACAGGCACUUACUCUGUAACUUACUCAAUAAAAAGAGAAAAUGGAA